This is a messenger RNA of Wasmannia auropunctata (little fire ant), 1165 nucleotides long. RefSeq names its product trypsin-2-like. The record is from RefSeq and is a predicted model, not a curated record. NCBI's taxonomy places the organism in Eukaryota, Metazoa, Arthropoda, Insecta, Hymenoptera, Formicidae. The transcript has 5 exons. Gene Ontology annotation, molecular function: serine-type endopeptidase activity. Gene Ontology annotation, biological process: proteolysis. Bases 383 to 1141 code for a protein of 252 amino acids.
CAAAUGUAUAAUAUUAAUUUUAAAUAAUUUAGUAGAAAUGUUUAACUGAGUUUAUGUUAUACUUACACUGUAUAUUAAAAUUACAAUCGCAAUUUCAUGCUCCGCGAGAUAACAACUCUGUGUCUUUACAUAAUUUCGUUGCUAAUAAGUUUAACUGCUAAUAAAUGUGCGACUCGCCCCGACAAGAAAUGAUAAAUUUCAAAUUAUUACUUUGCUUAUGGCACUUACAUAAAUCACGUUCAAUCUUGGCGCUGUUGCGAUACUGUAAUUGCAAUAGUAUCAACGCUUGUCGCUGUUAAACGUUUAUGAAAUAUAUCGUGUCUGACGUUUACAACCGCGGUAAAAUAGAUCGUCGCACUUUACAUAUGCUCGAUCAUAUUGUAUGAUGACGCAGUCAGCAAAAAUGCGUGGAGCACUCAUUAUUCUCUGUUUUGUUGGCUUCCUGUUUGAAGAGACAGGCGGAAAUGCACAUAAAGCGCAACCAAAGAUUAUCGGAGGACAACCAAUUGACAUAAAAUAUAGACCUUUCAUGCUUUCUUUACAUAAUUUACGUGGAUUUGCGUGCGGUGCUAAUAUAUUAUCGAGGACAUGGGCCAUCACUGCUCUUCAUUGUUUAGUCCCAGAAUCGCCGACGCAAUAUUAUGUACGGGCUGGAUCCAAUAAAACGGAUAGAGGCGGAUCUGUGCAUAGGGUGACGAGCAUUCACAUAUACAACGACACUCACGAUAUCGCACUUUUUCAAGUGAAACCGCGAUUUCGUUUUUCGAGAACCGUUCGGCCAGUUCGUUUACCAAGAUCAACACACGAAACACCAUUUGAACUAUUAGUUUGUGGUUGGGGAUACAUCAAUAAAGAAAUUACAAAGGCCGAUACUCUUAUGGGCGUUUUCGUUCAGCACGUUCCGUACGAAAGCUGUGUUAAUGCCACUUCUUCAUACGCAAUGCUCGUCAAAGAUGACUAUCAUUUAUGCUACGGAACCCAAGGAAAAGAUGCUUGCUACGGAGACUCCGGAGGAGGAUUGGCUAAUGAAAAAAUAAUUUACGGCGUUGUGUCUUUUGGUUAUGGCUGUGGAGAAGUGGCUGGCGUUUAUGUAAAAAUUUCAUAUUAUCGAGAAUGGAUUAAAGCUGUUACGAAUUUAUGAUUAAAUAUGCAAAUAUAUAUUAUA